Molecule: messenger RNA, 405 nt
Organism: Chlorocebus sabaeus (green monkey)
Lineage: Eukaryota; Metazoa; Chordata; Mammalia; Primates; Cercopithecidae
Source: RefSeq, a predicted model, not a curated record
UUCCAUGCUGACAUAAUUGUGCACAUGAACGUCCUGGCUGGUGCUCUCAAGAGCAUCAACAAUGUCAAAAAGAGAGACAAACACCAAGUUCUUAUCAGACUGUGCUCCAGAGUCAUUAUCCAGUUUCUAACUGCGAUGAAACAUGAUUACACUGGCAAAUUUGAAAUCACUGAUGAUCACAGAACUGGGAAAAUUGUUGUGAACCUCACAGGCAGGUUAAACAAGUGUGGAGUGAUCAGCCCCAGGUUUGAUGUGCAACCCAAAGACCAAGAAAGAUGGCAGAAUAAUAUGUUCAUGUCUCAUCAGUUUGGUUUUAUUGCGCUGACCACCUCAGCUGGCAUCACGGACCAUGAAGAAGCAAGACAAAAACACACAGGCGGGAAAAUUUUGGGUUUCUUUUUCUAG